This is a messenger RNA of Oppiella nova, 1098 nucleotides long. The record is from the annotation of a GenBank genome assembly. NCBI's taxonomy places the organism in Eukaryota, Metazoa, Arthropoda, Arachnida, Sarcoptiformes, Oppiidae.
AUGAGUGACUAUAAGACCAGCGAUGAUGACAAACACGGAAUCGCCAGCCAUGAGAGGACCGGUAGCUUAUCGGCCGUACCUACGGGCAGUGCACCGGCCAUACCUAUUAGAUACAUGGUGGCCGGGCUGGUAGUAGGUGGGCGAUUGGCCGAGAUUUUUGGUGCUAAAUGGUUGUGCGCGGGUGGUAUAGGCAUGUCUAUACUGGUGAACGCGCUGACACCGAUGAUAGCCAGGUCACUGCAUUAUUGGCUACUAUUGGCCAGUCGUGUGGUGUUGGGUAUGUUUCAGGCGUUCAUAUUUCCGUCGUGUUAUGCCUUGUUUUCUAAGUGGGCGCCCGACCACGAGCGCAGUACUUUCCUAUCAUUCCCGACAAUUGGCGGUAAUAUCGGCACAAUAGCUACCAGCUCACUAUCAGGCUACCUGUCCGAAAAUGGCUUUGAUGGGGGUUGGCCCUCGGUGUUUUAUGUGUCAGCUAUGUUAGCCAUGGUUUGGAUGAUACUGUGGAUACUAUUAGUGAAAAGUGAGCCCAAAGAUCAUCCCUGGGUAUCCCAUCACGAGUUGCAUUACAUUCACUCCAAUAUUAAGUCUAUUAAAACUGGUGGACAGCCUGUUAAGAGGUCUGUCCCGUGGGUUAAGAUAUGCACAUCGAAGGCCGUGUUAUCCGUGUUUUUGGUGAAGUUCACAAUGAACUGGAAUUAUUGUCCAAGUAUGUUUGCCAGUGGUUUUAUCGCCGAUUACUUAGUCCGCAAAGAACCACGUUUGGAGCAGGGACAUGGUAUGCUAUUAUUUGGCGUAUCAGCCGGGGGUGAAAUAGCUGUUAUAGCAGACAUGACAAACAACUUCACGGCCACAGUGUUCGCCAUCGGGAAUACCAUAGCGUUUACAUGCGGUGUCAUAACACCCCUCGUGAUCGGGUAUAUACUGGAGGCCAACGAUGACACCCCCCGUAAGCAAUGGGGUUAUGUUUUCUAUAUGUCGGGCGCUAUCAAUAUAUGCGGGGGUUUGGUGUUCGCUAUAUUUGGUUCAGCGAAACAACAGGAUUGGGAUAAAGACCCGGAUAGUCAACACAAUGACGAUAAUAUUAUUACCAGAAUAUAA